AGAUCAGUGCAACACGGCUUUUCCAGUUUCUUCAUCGCCUCACAUUUCUCUUCUCUUUCGCGAGGAUGCAACUGGACGAUGCAACUGAUUCAACCACCCUCAGUUAUUGGUUAAAUUGGAGGGUCUAUAUUUGCGUAGUUUCUGUUUUGCUGUCUAUGAUCCUUGCAUGUCUAACAAUAUGGAAGCGUGAAAGUUCAAGGAAUCUCACAUUUGACAACGGAGAAAACCAGAGUACUUUGUGUGGCGAUGAAGCGUGGAAGCCAUGCCUUAAGGACAUUCACCCUGUUUGUUUGCUAGUUUUUCGAGUUAUCUCAUUCUCUUCUCUUUUGGCAUCACUAAUUGCCAAAAUCCAUGUCAGUCAUGGCACAACAUUUUACUAUUACACUCAGUGGACCUUCACUCUGGUUACAAUUUAUUUUGGGUGUGCAUCUGUGCUAUCAGUGUAUGGGUGUUACAUGUAUAGAAAAUCCACAUCCACCACCUUAAAUGAUAAUAUUGCUAGAAUAGAUGCAGAGCAAGGUCCAAAUGUACCUCUCUUACACCAGGAUGCCACAAACAUACAGAAGAAUCAAAUUGCACCUGUUUGGAGUUACAUUUUUCAAAUUUUAUUCCAGAUUAGUGCAGGAGCAGUCAUGCUUACGGAUUGCAUUUAUUGGCUCAUUAUUUUUCCAUUUCUUACCCUGAGAGAUUAUGAUUUAAACUUUAUGACAGUGAACAUGCAUACACUAAAUUUAGUUUUGCUCUUCGGCGAUGCAGCUUUAAAUUGCUUGCGAAUACCCUGGUCUGGGAUGUCUUUCUUUGUGUUAUGGACAGGUGUUUACGUCAUUUUUCAGUGGAUAAUUCAUGCAUGCGUUUCGAUUUGGUGGCCUUACCCAUUUCUUGAUUUGUCAUCACCUUCUGCACCAUUGUGGUACUUGGUGAUGGCAUUAAUGCAUAUUCCAUGUUAUGGCUUCUUUAUGCUGAUUCUAGAAUUGAAACACUAUUUCUUAUCAAAGUGGUUCCCAUCCUCUUGUCAGUGCUAAAGAUCGAGUGGUAUCGAAGUCAGAUUUGAUCUUUUUAGAGUCAAAUGCAGGUUGGCCUGCGCAAAAACGAUUCACUCUCGCAACUGUUUAAUUGUCGAAAUCUGGUCUGCUACCAGAUAGCAUAAGUGUGUACAUGUUCGAUGUCACUUGUGUCCAUUGAGAUAAUAUUUUUAACAAGAGAUUUCAUGGUUAAAAUUACUCAUGUACGGUGAAAAAAGAAAUGAAAAAAAAUAGUCUUUUAGAAAAUAGUUUACUUAGAGAAAGUUGAGACAUCUCUGUAUCUCAAUGACACUUGUCCACUGAGAUAAAAUGACGAUGUGGGGAACAUGUUCUCGAUAUUUGGUCAGCACAGAAUGUUCCCGACGAUCGAAAUGGAUGCUUCGUUGAUGAGAUCGCCUGAAGAUAUUAUCAAGAGUUUGAUUCGGCCAGAUGAAGAUGUUUAGGUAGUAUUAUGUUGUAUCAUUAUUUUGUUGGAUUUUAGUUCUUGUUAGAAGAUGUUGGUAUUGAAAUGUCUUAUACUUAGCGUAAAGGUUUGGUAGUCUCUUUGAAAAGUCAAAAGAAUGAAGAAAAGAUAUUUUGUAUUCUACCGUAUCAACUAUAUAGGUUUUCCAAUCAAUUCAUUCGAAUAAGAUGAGUGUGACGAACAUGAAUGCAUAGUUUGAUCAUGCCCCUUUGUCAAUUGAAACUUGUCAGCUAGUAGGGUAGUAGGAUUAAGCUCAAUAUAGAAUAUAUUGAAAUGUGCUACUUUUUUGUCACUACUCAUCUUAUAUGAGGGAAUACAUGUGAUAUGUUCUCUUUAUUCUUUUGAUUUUUAAAGAGACUAUCAAAUUUUUACGCUAAGUAUAAUACACUUCAAUGCUGACAUUUUCGGAAAACUUUCAAGAAUAUAAUUUAAAUCAAACAUCAUGAAGAUACCACAUAUUUAGGGAAAAUGUAAUUUAAUGUAACACAACGUUUCGUUUAUUGCCCGAUUUGAACGAAGAUG
Molecule: messenger RNA, 2007 nt
Organism: Medicago truncatula (barrel medic)
Lineage: Eukaryota; Viridiplantae; Streptophyta; Magnoliopsida; Fabales; Fabaceae
Exons: 9
Coding region: 66-1022 (318 amino acids)
Cellular component (GO): membrane
Source: RefSeq, a predicted model, not a curated record